Messenger RNA from Fukomys damarensis (Damara mole-rat), 2367 nucleotides. It is a transcript of the gene Alg1, whose product is annotated as ALG1 chitobiosyldiphosphodolichol beta-mannosyltransferase. Gene Ontology annotation, cellular component: endoplasmic reticulum. Bases 32 to 1768 code for a protein of 578 amino acids. Lineage: Eukaryota; Metazoa; Chordata; Mammalia; Rodentia; Bathyergidae. The record is from RefSeq and is a predicted model, not a curated record. The transcript is spliced from 11 exons. Gene Ontology annotation, molecular function: mannosyltransferase activity.
UCGGGUCACGUGACCCCCCUGGCCGGCCAAGAUGGCGGCGUCCUGUGUGGUUGUGCUGCUGCUGUUGCUGUCUCUGUUUCUACCGCUACUGCUGCUUGGCGUGUGGAAACGCUGGCAGCGUGGGCGCGCGGCUCGGCACGUGGUGGUCCUGGUGCUGGGGGACGUGGGCCGAAGUCCCCGCAUGCAGUACCACGCGCUGUCCUUGGCUAAGUCGGGCUUCUCCGUGACCCUUCUGGGGUUCUGCAACUCCAAACCCCACAGUGAGCUCUUGGAGAGUGACAAAAUUCAAGUCGUGAAGUUGACAGAACUUCAGGGUCUUGCAGUUGGGCCCCGGGUUCUCCGAUAUGGGUUCAAAGUUGUGUUUCAAGCAGUGUACUUGCUAUGGAAACUGAUGUGGACGGAGCCAGCAGCCUACAUCUUUCUCCAGAAUCCCCCAGGCCUGCCGAGCAUUUCUGUCUGCUGGCUGGUGGGCUGCCUGUGUGGGAGCAAACUGGUCAUCGACUGGCACAACUACGGCUACUCCAUAAUGGCCCUGGUGCACGGUGCCACACACCCAAUUGUCCUGCUGGCCAAGUGGUAUGAGAAAUUCUUUGGGCGCUUGUCCCACCUGAACCUCUGUGUGACCAAUGCUAUGCGGGAGGACCUGGCCAAGAACUGGUGCAUCAGGGCUGUGACUGUCUAUGACAAGCCAGCAUCUUUCUUUAAGGAGACACCCCUGGACCGGCAGCACGAGCUCUUCAUGAAGCUGGGUCGCACCCACUCUCUGUUUAGGGCCCGCUCGGAACCCUCGGACCCAGACACAGAGAGGUCAGCCUUCACGGAGCGGGAUGCUCAGACCAGGAUGGUGACGCGUAUUUGUGGGCGGCCAGCGCUGUUGGUCAGCAGCACAAGCUGGACAGGUCUGCCCCCCACUACACUGGGGACCUGGGGGAAGCUGUGUUCUUGUAGACCAGAAAAAAGGGGUGGUCUGGGAGCUGGGAAGGAGGUGCCCUGGAAACAGGCUGUGAGGCUCACUUCUCUUCUUGCAGAGGACGAGGACUUCUCUAUCCUGCUGGCAGCAUUGGAAAAGUUUGAACAAUGGGCAUCUGAUGGAGAAAGCCUUCCUUCUUUAGUCUGUGUGAUAACAGGCAAAGGGCCUCUGAAGGAACAUUACAUCCACCUCAUCAGCCAGAAGCGUUUCCGGUGCAUCCAGGUCUGCACACCAUGGCUGGAGGCUGAGGACUACCCCCUGCUUUUAGGCUCAGCGGACCUGGGUGUUUGCCUGCACAAGUCCUCCAGCGGUCUGGACCUGCCCAUGAAGGUGGUGGACAUGUUCGGGUGCUGCUUGCCUGUGUGCGCUGUGAACUUCAAAUGUUUACAUGAGCUGGUGCAACAUGGAGAAAAUGGCCUGGUCUUUGAGGACGCAGAGGAACUGGCAUCUCAGCUGCAGGUAACAUGCCUGCCUAUGCUGUGGCUUGGAGGGUAUGGAGUAAGCUUCCUGUGCUCCAUUCCUGUGGAAUGGUGGGACUCUCUGGUCUGGAAGAAAAGCGGAGGGAGGCAGGGAGGGAGCAGAACCCCAGAGGUGGCCUCCCGAGCUCUGGGCUGCCAUAUAUGCAGCCAGUGGGUGCAGGAGGGUCGGGAGAGUGGGUCUGUGGAGUUGACACCACACAGAAGGUGGACGUGCUGCCACUUAGGGAAUGAGCAGGCUCGCAAAAUGGAGCUUUGCAGACUGGCUUUGGGAGAGGGUAGGAUUCUACAGGGCAUACUUCUUUCUUGUUAUACAAAUUAACACACUGUCAUUCUGGACAAUUGAAAGAUCUGCAGACAUUUUUUGUAAAGGUCCAGCUAGAAGACAUUUCAGACUUUGUCCUGCGUCUGAGAGCUAUUCAUGCUCAGAGUGCAAGCGGCUGCUUGCUAUCUAGUGAAGGGGCUGGGUUCUAACAGUACUUUACUUACCAAGACAGGGCGGCUGGGUUUGGCUUGUGGGCUCUAGUUUGCUAAUCCUAAUAUAGACAGUUUAGUAAAACCCAGACAGGGUUUGCUCCUUCCUGGUGGAAGUUGCUGGUGGGUGUGAGAACAGCAGGCCGGGGCCAGGUGCACUCCAGGUCCCGGGGUGUGGGAAACUAGAAGACAGGCCCCCUUUGAAGGCCUAGGAAGGCAGUGGGGACUUGGGGCAGGUGUUACUGUGUGGGCAUCUUAUGACCAGAGCUGUCAGCCAGGCAGAUGGGAAGCUGGGUCUAAAAGGGGAAGGCCCGAGCACGGGUGGGGAGUAUUGAUGAGCUAUCUUCUGAGCUUUAUUUUCCUGUAGAUGCUUUUAUCCAAGUUUCCUGAUCCUGCUGGCAAACUGAACCAGCUCCGGAAGAACCUGCGGGAGUCAGAGCAGCUUCG